AUGGCUUCUGACGGAGGUCCUUCAGCUGGAGAUGCUACCUUGAGGAGAAGAAUUGAACCCUGGGAAUUUGAAGUCUCCUUUGACCCCCGAGAACUCUGUAAAGAGACCCGUCUGCUCUAUGAAAUCAAGUGGGGCAAGAGCCAGCACGUCUGGCGACACUCGGGCAAAAACACCACCAAGCAUGUUGAACGCAAUUGUAUAGAAAAAAUUACUUCAGAAAGACAUUUUGGCCCGUCCAUCAGCUGCUGCAUCAUCUGGUUCUUGUCCUGGAGUCCCUGCUGGGAAUGCUCCAAGGCUAUUCGGGAAUUUUUGAAUCAGCAUCCUAGAGUGACCCUGGUUAUUUAUGUAGCACGGCUUUUCCAGCACAUGGAUCCGCAAAACCGGCAAGGACUCAGAGACCUGAUUCAGAGUGGUGUGACUAUCCAGAUUAUGGGACCCCCAGAGUAUGAUUACUGCUGGAGGAAUUUUGUCAACUACCCACCUGGGAAAGAAGCUCACUGGCCAAGAUACCCCCCUCUGUAUAUGAAGCUGUAUGUACUGGAACUCCACUGCAUAAUUCUAGGUCUCCCUCCCUGUUUAAAUAUUUCAAGAUAUCAGAAUCAGCUGACCUUGUUCAGACUUAUUCCUCAAAAUUGCCAUUACCAAAUGAUUCCACCCCAUAUCCUUUUACAUACAGGGUUGAUACAACUUCCUGUGACUUGGAGAUGA
Messenger RNA from Mesoplodon densirostris (Blainville's beaked whale), 708 nucleotides. RefSeq names its product apolipoprotein B mRNA editing enzyme catalytic subunit 1 (gene APOBEC1). Gene Ontology annotation, cellular component: cytoplasm; nucleus. Lineage: Eukaryota; Metazoa; Chordata; Mammalia; Artiodactyla; Ziphiidae. Gene Ontology annotation, biological process: cytidine to uridine editing. Gene Ontology annotation, molecular function: cytidine deaminase activity; RNA binding. The transcript is spliced from 5 exons. Bases 1 to 708 code for a protein of 235 amino acids. The record is from RefSeq and is a predicted model, not a curated record.